Molecule: messenger RNA, 793 nt
Organism: Magallana angulata
Lineage: Eukaryota; Metazoa; Mollusca; Bivalvia; Ostreida; Ostreidae
Exons: 3
Coding region: 2-742 (246 amino acids)
Source: RefSeq, a predicted model, not a curated record
UAUGACACACAAACUGUAUUCCACUUUCUUAUUCGACACUGCCAUGGCUAAAGUACACCAUUCUCUUGUACUAUGUAUGGUGAUUUUGUUUAGCUGCCCUAACAGCAAUGCAGAAAGGAUAAAUGUGAGAAGUGGAAAAGCAAAGAUUGGUCCAAUACAAGUAACAGUCACGCGACUACAAACAGGACGUUUGUGGUGUUCGAUCAGAUUUUCUGGACCAGUGGACACGCAAGGGAAAAUUUACAACCAUAGGAUCACUAUUAAUCAAGUUUCAGAUACCGAAUUGUCAUCGGAGUUCGAAGUUUACAAGUAUGAAGCCGGUGCCCUCAUACUCUGGUCAGACACGGCCUCGGAAAGGUUGGGGGUCAUUUUGGCGUUUCUAUAUAUGACAACCGACCAGGUCGAUGAGAUCAUCCCUAGUUGUGAUGUAAACAUCACUAGGUCCGAUCAUAGAGACACCACAACGUACUCAGCUUUUGUAACAAACUGUAUGGCGCCAAUUUACGAAUCUUUUAUCCCCGAUGUCACCAAAGACAAUAAAAGCGUUGCAUCACGCGAUUAUCUUGAUACUGGACGCCAGGAGACUUCGUCAGUUAAUAUGACGACCGUUAGUUUUAACAGUACUGUAAUGAGUAAUGAAAAUGUUGUUUUAAAUUCAUUAAUGUUUAGAAUUUACAGCUACCAAAACUUUCCAUUAAAAGGGUUAAUGCUUACGUAUGACCGGAAGUACUCAAUACUUUAGCACUGUGUACACUCAUGUGAACGAUAAUAUUGCAUUGAAAUAUGAAAGAUA